AACGCCUGGACUGUCUUAUCAUGGCAAAAAUAAAUUUGUUAUGUGCUUAUAUUAUUAUGUAGCGUGCUUUAAUCGUUAUGUGAUGUCCUUGUAUCAUUAUGUGGUGUGCUUUUAUCAUUAUGUGGUGUACUCCUUCUAUUAUGUGAUGUGCAUUCAUUAUUAUGGCGUGUGCAUUUGGUAUUAUGUGAUGUGCAUUUGGCAUUAUGUGAUGUGAAUUUGACAGUAUGUGAUGUGCAUUCAUCCUUAUGUGAUGUGCAGUUUUCAUUAUGGCAUGUGCAUAUAUCAUUAUGGCAUGUGCUUUUCUAAGUAUGUGAUGUGGUUCCGUCUUUACCGAAUGUACUUUUAAAGAUCAUUAUGCGAUAUGCUUUUUUCUUUACGCGAUGUACUUUUUUAUUCAUUACGUCAUGUACAAACAUCCUUUUGUUAUGUACAAACAUCAUUAUGUGGUGUGCAAACUUCGUUAUGAUGAUGUGAUGACGUCACACUAUCCGGGUCAUUUGGAAAAAUGGACGACAUUAAACUAAUUUUAAAAAACAUUGAUCUCCCAAAUUUAGCAAAUAACUUUGCGGAGGCAAAUGUAAACAACGUUGAUAUUUGCAAAAGUUUAAGCGAUGUAGAUCUAUCGAGGCUUGGAAUCGCCACGAUCGGCGAUAGGAUUCGUUUUAGGGAAGAGCUUAGACGCAUAUCACUUCCAUCUCAGAACAAUCAGCAUAACCAGCAUGAAAUACGAGCUUUAUUCAGACCAGUGAGGGGUACAUCUACAUCAGGAAGAAUUAAAAAGCAGAAGAAAAGAAGAACAUGGACCUGUGAAUUUAUUUGUCUGAGUGAAACAGAUGCGAUGAAAGUCCCAACAAGAGAGGAAAAACUUGCACUAGUUAAAGCGGGACUUGGCUCCAAAAAGAUCCAAUUUAAUGCAGAUGAUACAGAGGAGCUAUUUCAGCAGAAAUUGAUUGGUGAGGAUGGGUUCAGUAAGCUGAGUGACUGUGGUGGGUUUGAAAUAAUGAGAUGUAUAAGUAAUUGUAGAAACCUAGAAGUUAUUUCUUGUAGAAGAACCCCAGAAGUUAUGAAGUCCUUUGUGGGAUGUCAAAGUAAACUUUACAUCAGACCCAUACAACGUGCAUUGUCUCUUGAGGCCGACAAUUCUUUGUUAACAGAAGCUUCUGCUACCAUUACAGAAAAAUGUUGUCACUGUGAACAAAUAAUACCAAUAGAUGAACUCAGAGACCAUGUUUACACUUGUGUGCGAGAAAAGGAACUCUGUUCAGAUCAGAUUAUGAAUAUUGUGAUAGAGUGCUCCUCGCCCCAUGAAUCUCAAUAUUAUUCAGAUGAUCUCCCUGAUCCUGAAUUUGACAUUUAUAAUGCUGCCCUUACAGCUACAAAUAAUACUGAUCAAUUAACUAAUUCUGCAAUCCCAGUACCUAGAUCCAAUGAGACAGUACCAGUUUUAGAGCCACCAGUUAUUCCAUCCAGUUCAAUUGCAUCAACAGCAGAAAACUCAGCGGAAACGUCGAGAACGGAAGCUAGGACAGAAUCAUACAUACAGGAACCUAAUGCAGACUUGGUGGGAUCAACAGGAAAUUCGGAUUCAUGGAAAUAUGAAACUAUUUCAAAUAUAAUUAAAUUUUGCUCAGAAAAAAAGAUUGAGGAUCCUAUUGAAAUUUUGAAAAUUGCGCAAGAUAAAAUUAUUAAAGGCAGAAAACUGGAACUAGAAUCUGAAAGUGGAACAAUAGAAGGAGCGACCAAUUUUAUUUUGGUGGACAGAGAGAACCUGUUAGAGACAGCAUUUGUUGAAAUAAAAGAGAUUGUUGAUCUCAGAAAUACAUUGGAAGUCCAAUUUUAUGAAGAAAAUGCUGUUGACCUUGGUGGGCCUCGCAGAGAAUUUUUUACAUUGGUAUUGAGGCAGAUACAAGAACAUUACUUUGAUCCUGUUCGGGAAUACUCAGACAAUUAUGAAAUAGUUGGAAAGAUAUUGGCUUUAAGUAUGCUCCAAAGUGGACCUUUGCCAAGAGUGCUAUCAGCGAGUUUAGUUGAGGAGAGGACUGGAUGCAUUAUGUUUAUAUGA
Magallana angulata is the source of this 2062-nucleotide messenger RNA. RefSeq lists its product as uncharacterized. NCBI's taxonomy places the organism in Eukaryota, Metazoa, Mollusca, Bivalvia, Ostreida, Ostreidae. Gene Ontology annotation, molecular function: ubiquitin-protein transferase activity; protein binding. The coding region runs from base 506 to 2062 and encodes 518 amino acids. The record is from RefSeq and is a predicted model, not a curated record. The transcript is spliced from 5 exons.